Messenger RNA from Chelmon rostratus (copperband butterflyfish), 1718 nucleotides. RefSeq names its product transcription factor Sox-10-like. The record is from RefSeq and is a predicted model, not a curated record. The transcript has 3 exons. Gene Ontology annotation, cellular component: nucleus. Bases 99 to 1601 code for a protein of 500 amino acids. NCBI's taxonomy places the organism in Eukaryota, Metazoa, Chordata, Actinopteri, Chaetodontiformes, Chaetodontidae. Gene Ontology annotation, molecular function: DNA-binding transcription factor activity, RNA polymerase II-specific; RNA polymerase II cis-regulatory region sequence-specific DNA binding. Gene Ontology annotation, biological process: peripheral nervous system development; morphogenesis of an epithelium; negative regulation of transcription by RNA polymerase II.
CAAUUAAAACGAUUUAAUUACACUGAAAAGUUUGGACUCUCUCUGAAACAAAUUUUGCAUUCGAGGGUUGUUUUGUCAAAAGCUGAAAGUGAAAGAAAAUGUCUGGCGAGGAGCACAGCCUGUCCGAGGCGGAACUGAGUCCGGGAGGGUCAGACGACGGUCACUCGCUGUCACCGACUCAACCCGGAGCGCCACCCGGCCAGGACUCACCUCUGACCGGCCCGCCGCCGCAGUUGGCCGCGCUCUGUGUCGCGGAUGGAAGCGGAGACGAUGGAGGCAGAUCCGGAGUCAAAUCAGAGGAAGAGGACGAUCGCUUCCCGAUCGGUAUCAGGGAGGCGGUUAGUCAGGUGCUGGACGGAUAUGACUGGACACUUGUUCCUAUGCCGGUGCGCGUAAACAACGGCAACAAAGCAAAACCCCACGUAAAGAGGCCCAUGAACGCUUUUAUGGUGUGGGCGCAAGCGGCGAGGAGGAAACUGGCAGAUCAGUACCCUCACCUGCACAACGCGGAGCUCAGCAAAACCUUGGGCAAGCUGUGGAGGCUGCUGAACGAGAACGACAAGAGGCCAUUCAUCGAGGAGGCGGAGAGGCUGAGGAAACAGCACAAGAAGGACUACCCGGAGUACAAGUACCAGCCCCGGAGACGCAAAAACGGCAAACUAACGACUGCUAGUGAGUCCGAUAGCCAGGGGGAAGGGGAGGCCAGCCACUCCCAGUCACACUACAAAACCCUGCAUCUGGAGCACAACGGCGGGGCUGGAUCUCCCCUGGGUGACCUGCACCACCACCACCAUCACCACCACCAUCCUGCUGGCCAGGGUCACAGCCCACCCACACCCCCCACCACCCCAAAGACAGAGCUCCAGUCUGGGAAACUGUCAGAUGCCAAGAGGGAGGGGGCAGCAGGAGCGGCCGGAGGAUCAGGGGGGUCCAGGGGAACCCUCGGGGUGGGAGCUGAAGGGGCAUCCGGUGGUCCGUCAUCAUCGAGCGCUAAACCACACAUCGACUUUGGCACCAUGGACAUCGGCGAGAUCAGCCACGAGGUGAUGUCCAACAUCGAGCCAUUUGACGUGAACGAGUUUGACCAGUACCUUCCUCCAAACGGCCACCCACAGAGUGCAACUGGGGCCCCCGCAGCCGGAUCCUCGGCCUCGUCUUACGCCUACGCCCUGGCUGCUGCUAGCGGGCACUCCGCCUGGCUCUCCAAACAGCAGCAGCAGCCUCAGGCCUCUCCAUCUUCCUCUGACCCCUCCAAGGCCCAGAUCAAGAGCGAGUCUGGGUCCGGGAGCCACUACGCCGAGGCCUCGUCCUCUCCCUCCUCAGGCACCCACGUCACCUACACCCCACUCAGCCUUCCUCAUUAUGGCUCUGCUUUCCCCUCGCUGGCCUCCAGGGCUCAGUUUGAGUAUGGGGAGCAUCAGGCCCCUGGGGCAUACUAUGCCCACUCCAGCCAGGCCCCAGGGCUGUACUCAGCCUUCUCCUACAUGGGCCCUACACAGAGGCCUCUGUACACUACCAUAGGAGACCCCUCCAGCGUGGCCCCCUCUCACAGCCCCACACACUGGGAGCAGCCUGUUUACACCACACUCACAAGACCUUGAGGGAGAACAGCUGAGCAGAGGGAAAUAUGGGAAGUGUGCGAGUGGAUCUGUGUGUGUGUGUGUGUGCAAAUAUGUGAGUGUGUGUGUGUGUGUGUGUGUGUCCGUGCCAUAUUGAUG